AUGCUUUUCAGAUCAUUGCUUAUAGCUGCAGCUUCGGCUGUUUUCGUUCAUGCUGAUGAUUCAGCAGCCGUUGCUCCAGAAGAUUCUUCUGUUGUCAAACUUAAUGGUGAGAACUUUGAAGAUUUCGUGUCAACACAUCCACUUGUUUUGGCUGAAUUCUUUGCCCCAUGGUGCGGUCAUUGUAAGCACUUGGGACCUGAAUACGUUGCUGCUGCUGAUGUUUUGGCUAAGAAGGAUAUUCCUUUGGUUCAAGUUGAUUGCACUCAAGAAAGGGAUUUGUGCUCUAAGUACGAGGUCAGAGGUUACCCAACAGUUAAAGUGUUUAGAGGAGCCCCUGAUGCAUUCACUGAUUAUCCUGGUGAGAGAAAAUCCGAUUCCAUCGUGAGCUACAUGAUCAAGCAGAGCCUUCCAGCUGUUUCUGUGUUCGAUGACGCUGCUGAUCUUCAGGAGGCAAUUGAUAAUCUUAAGGAUGUCAUUGUUCUUCAGGUUCUUCCUGAAGGUGUCACUGUGGGUAACGAUACUUUCUUUACCAUUGCAAACUCUUUGAGAGAUGAUUUCACCUUCUUCAGCACCAACAAUUCCGAAUUUGUGGACAAGUAUGCUCCAAAGAGCGGAAAGAGACCUGGUUAUGUUAUCUUCAGACCGGACGAAGAAUCAUCCGAUGCAUCUAUCUUUGAGGGCAAGAUUAUUGACAAGGAUAAUUUGGUUGACUUCAUCAAAGUCGAGGCUAAGCCAUUGUUCGGCGAGGUUAAUGGUGGUUCUUUCCGUGCUUACAUGGCUGCAGACAUUCCACUUGCAUACUACUUCUACAAUGAGGUUGAGCAGCGUGGUGAAGUUGCUCCAUUAAUGCAAAAGCUUGCCAGAGAAUACAGAGGAAAGAUUAACUUUGCUGGAUUGGACGCCACUAAGUUUGGUGUCCAUGCCAAGAACUUGAACAUGGAGGAGAAAUUCCCAUUGUUUGUCAUUCAUGACGUCAAGGAAAACCUUAAGUACGGAAUCUCCCAAGACACAGAGCUCGACAACGACAAGAUUCCUGACUUCGUUGCUGACUUUGUUGCCGGCAAGUUGGACCCAAUUGUUAAGUCAGAACCAAUUCCAGAGGUUCAGAACAGCUCCGUUUACCACUUGGUUGGAUACGAGCAUGAUAAAAUCAUUGCAUUGCCAAAGGAUGUGCUUGUUAAGUACUAUGCACCAUGGUGUGGUCACUGCAAGCGUUUGGCACCUAUUUUCAAGGCUUUGGCUGAUGUUUAUGCUGCCGAUGAAGCUUCCAAAGACAAGGUUGUUUUGGCUGAGAUUGACCACACUGCCAAUGAUAUUCCUGGUGUUGAUAUUCAGGGUUACCCAACCUUGAUCUUGUAUCCAGCUGAUGGUUCUGAGCCAGUUGAAUUCCAGGGACAGAGAACUUUGGAAGGCAUGGCCAAUUUCAUCAAGGAACAGGGAAGUUUGAACAUUGAUGGAGUUGCUUUGCAUGAUGAGCAGGAGGCUGUUAGAAAGGCCGAGGAGGAGAAGAAGGCUGAAGAGGAAAAGCAAGAGGUGCAGGCUGACGAAAGUGUUGUUGAUUCUGCAUCUUCUUCUGAGGAAACUACUUCAACUACUACGACUACCACCGCUGCUGCCGUUUCAUCUGAUGCCGAGAAGGCCAAGGAAGCCCCAAAGACUGAAGAAAAGACUGAGGAAGCUGAUCCUAUAGCUGCAGUGUACGCUAAGAUUGGAGAGGCCAAACAAUUCGUCUUGAAGGAAAAGGAUGCCCUUUUGGCCAAGGUCCAAGGUGUUAUCAAUGGGGAGAACCACGAUGAGUUGUGA
Brettanomyces bruxellensis is the source of this 1803-nucleotide messenger RNA. RefSeq lists its product as uncharacterized. The record is from RefSeq and is a predicted model, not a curated record. Lineage: Eukaryota; Fungi; Ascomycota; Pichiomycetes; Pichiales; Pichiaceae. Gene Ontology annotation, molecular function: protein disulfide isomerase activity. The transcript has a single exon. Gene Ontology annotation, cellular component: endoplasmic reticulum. Gene Ontology annotation, biological process: response to endoplasmic reticulum stress; protein folding. The coding region runs from base 1 to 1803 and encodes 600 amino acids.